Molecule: messenger RNA, 2133 nt
Organism: Cornus florida
Lineage: Eukaryota; Viridiplantae; Streptophyta; Magnoliopsida; Cornales; Cornaceae
Product: pectate lyase-like
Exons: 4
Coding region: 343-1692 (449 amino acids)
Molecular function (GO): pectate lyase activity
Source: RefSeq, a predicted model, not a curated record
AGCAAAUAAGUCACCACUCACCACUUGACCGUUAUUGGGAAGUGGUUGCCCACUCUUCCCUCUCUUCUUCUUGUUCUCAUUUCAUUUGCUUCAUUUAGAUUUCCUUCUAAUUGUAUUUAAAUCAUCCCUCCUUCCCCCAUCAUUUCAAUUAAACUUACCAAUAUAUAUCUUUGUAUAUAUAGGUUUAGUAGGUCUUGUCCUUGCCCUAUAUUUCUUAUACCACCACCAACAGGUGUGUAGAAAAAAAAAUAAUAAUAAAAAAAUAAAAAUAAAAAUAAAAAUAAAAAUAGUACAUAAAACUGGUUUUAAAAAAUAUAGAUAGGAAUUAAAAGAACCAAAAUAAUGGUAGGAUUUAAGCUUAAUUUGUUAUUUUUAGUUUCUUUUGUUGUGAUGGUUUCCACCAUAGAGGCCAACAUUGGCCAUUUUGAUGAGGUCUGGCAGAAGCGUGCCCAGGAAGCCAAGAAGACCGCUCGCGAGGCCUACCAUCCGAAUCCUGAGGAUGUUAUGAAUCAUUUCAAUGGCAACGUCCACAAAUCUUUGAAUGGUCACAACAGCACAAGAAGGCAUUUACACAAGUAUAAAGGCCCUUGCUUGGCCACAAACCCCAUUGACCGGUGCUGGAGGUGCCGGAAAAACUGGGAUAAAGACCGACAGAGGCUAGCCCGUUGUGUCCUGGGGUUUGGCCGCCACACCAGAGGAGGCAAAGGUGGCAAAAUUUAUGUGGUCACUGACCCGUCUGACAGUGACAUGGUUAACCCUAAACCGGGCACCUUACGCCAUGCAGUCAUUCAGACAGAGCCACUUUGGAUCAUAUUUGCACACAACAUGGUGAUCAGGUUAAGCGAGGAGCUUAUCAUGACCAGCCAUAAGACCAUCGAUGCACGCGGAGCUAACGUGCACAUUGCCAAUGGUGCUGGCAUCAUGAUACAGUAUGUGAAAAAUGUGAUCAUCCAUGGCCUCCACAUUCAUGAUGUUAAGCAGGGCAAUGGUGGCAUUAUCAGGGACUCGCUUGAUCACUACGGCUUUCGCUCACAUAGUGAUGGUGAUGGAGUCUCCAUCUUUGGAUCCACAAAUGUUUGGAUCGAUCAUCUUUCCAUGUCCAAUUGCUAUGACGGACUAAUAGACGCUAUUGGAGGUUCCACUGCCAUUACCAUCUCCAACUGCCACUUUACCCACCAUAACGAGGUUAUGUUGUUUGGUGCAAGUGAUAGCACCUCAGACGAUGCAAUAAUGCAAAUUACAGUUGCUUUCAACCACUUUGGUCAGGGGCUGGUGCAAAGGAUGCCUCGGUGCCGGUGGGGGCUCGUCCAUGCCGUCAACAAUGACUACACCCAUUGGCUCAUGUAUGCCAUUGGAGGCAGCCAACAUCCUACUAUCCUUAGCCAGGGUAACCGCUUCAUUGCUCCCCCCAACCCAGCUGCCAAAGAGGUGACAAAGAGGGACUACGCACCAGAGAGCGUGUGGAAGAAUUGGUUGUGGAGAUCAGAGGGAGAUCUUUUGAUGAACGGAGCAUUUUUCAGGCAAUCCGGAGACCCAAAACUGGCCUUCACCAAGAGCGAUUUGGUUGAUCACGGAGACCUGAAAAAGAGCUUCGACAAGAAGGAUUUGAUCAAACCAAAGCCUGGGUCAUAUGUGAGAAGGCUCACACGCUUUGCUGGUUCUCUUAACUGCAGACCUAAGCAGCCAUGCUAGUUAGUUAAAUUUUUUGUGUAAUGUCUAAAUGGGGACUCAAAUCAAUCCGUGUCGUUAAAAUAGGAACUGGAAGUGAAGGGAAUUAAACAUAAACAAUAUCAUAGGGUAAUUCAAUAUUUACUCUCUUGUAGGAGAGUUGAGGUAGAUAUCGGAGAAAGAAUAUGAGUGAAUAAAAGGGAAGCCUAGCAAUUUUCAGAAAUGAAGCUUUCUUCAGGAUUUGGCCCGAACUCUUCGGCAUAGUCCUACGCCCACUUUUCGAUUUUUUAGUAAAACUUUUGUCAAGUUUUCAUUGAACAUAGUAAUAUAACAUUUUCCUUUCAAAAAGUAUUUCCGAAAUACAUAAAAAACAGUCACUUUAUGCAAAAUAAUUUCAACGUUAAUGUCUUGCUUGAAAAAGAACAAGAAUUACUAGUUCUGCCUUCAAUCUUAUAAUGCCAUGCU